Messenger RNA from Linnemannia hyalina, 603 nucleotides. The record is from the annotation of a GenBank genome assembly. Lineage: Eukaryota; Fungi; Mortierellomycota; Mortierellomycetes; Mortierellales; Mortierellaceae.
AUGGCCUCCCUCGAAUGCUCUCAACAGACUUCUACCACAGCAACAGUUGCAGUCAGUAGCGGUAGGAGGAACCGUCACGAUAGCAAGAAUCAGGAGGAUCAAAGCCGGAAAAAGAUCCUGUUCAAGUUUAUCCUUGACGGUCAGAGCUGGGUUACUGAUCCGGAUCAGGAAGCUGGGCGUGACUAUACCGGCCACCUCAAUAACGUCCUCUUCAUCAUCAACCCCCUCCCUACUGCCACCUCUACUACCAUCGAUACAAAGGACGAUGCACUAACACCACCAGCGGAGGAGACUGUCGCCGAAACGGUCUAUGCUCCUGCACUUGCUGUUGUCAAACCUGUUAUGCAAGUUGCCCAGAUCACCGUCGAGUUAUCACCCGCUCCUGAACAGACUGAACAGCCCAUGGAAGAAGUUGAGGAUGAGGACGACAAGAUCAUCAAGGCUCUUGGUGGCGGUAUAUGGGGCACACCCUCCGUCAAGGUCAACGACCCUACUGCCUUGUCCGAGCAUUUCCAGGAAGCCCUUGCAGCCAAUGCCGCCGCCACCUCCAUCUCUGCAUCUUCGCCAUCUCCUGCUGUUGAAACCGAAGAAGGUUACUGUUAA